Brenthis ino (lesser marbled fritillary) is the source of this 234-nucleotide messenger RNA. Lineage: Eukaryota; Metazoa; Arthropoda; Insecta; Lepidoptera; Nymphalidae. The record is from the annotation of a GenBank genome assembly.
AUGGAGUACGGAUACCUCAGCGGCGCUGGCGGCGGAUUCGAUAGCGGAUGCUUAGGCUCGGGCGGUGGCGAGCUGUCGUGGGGAGAGUUGGCUUCGUGCGGCCAGAUGUCCCAAGCGGCGUACCGCUACCAGGGCAUGCGCUACCAGCCGCCGCCACCUCAGUGUGCCCGGCCUCAGGAUGCCGCUAUGAGAAACCAUCAUAUUUUCCCGCCGGCUAUGAACUUGCAACGUAAG